Molecule: messenger RNA, 1765 nt
Organism: Ananas comosus (pineapple)
Lineage: Eukaryota; Viridiplantae; Streptophyta; Magnoliopsida; Poales; Bromeliaceae
Product: 4-hydroxyphenylpyruvate dioxygenase
Exons: 2
Coding region: 34-1563 (509 amino acids)
Biological process (GO): L-tyrosine catabolic process
Molecular function (GO): 4-hydroxyphenylpyruvate dioxygenase activity
Source: RefSeq, a predicted model, not a curated record
GUUGGGUAGUUUUACGAAGCAAGCGUCGUGGUCAUGCUCACGCCCUCCCGUCUCCUCCGCGACUCUCCGUCUCCUCCUCCACCAACGACAAAGCCCAGGACAAAUCCCACCCGCAACUCCCACCGAGAACCCCAUCCUCACCUGCCACGUGUCACCCUCCCCCUCCCUAUAAUCAUAAUAAGAGCGAGAGCGGUGAUAACAACGCCGCCGCACGCACGCCGCGGAAGCGCUUCGACCGAGAUGGGAAACGCGCCGGAGGGGGAAACGGAGGGAAGCGGGUUCAAGCUCCGCGGCUUCAGGGGGUUCGUCCGGGCCAACCCCCGGUCCGACCGCUUCCCGGUCCACGGGUUCCACCACGUCGAGUUCUGGACCGGCGACGCCUCCACCGCCGCGGGCCGGUUCGCCUUCGCCCUCGGCAUGCCCCUCUCGGCCCGGUCCGACCUCUCCACCGGCAACCCGGUCCACGCCUCCUACCUCCUCCGCUCCCGCUCCCUCCGCUUCCUCUUCUCCGCCCCCUACGGCCCCGGCCCCGGCGCCGGCGCGGCGAUCCCCUCCUUCGACCCGGAGCGCGCGCGCCGCUUCGUCGCGGCGCACGGCCUCGCCGUGCGCGCCGUGGCGCUCCGCGUCGCGGACGCCGCCGCGGCGUUCCGCGUCAGCGUCGCCCACGGCGCGCGACCGGCGUUCCCGCCCGCCGACCUCGGCGACGGCUUCGCCCUCUCCGAGGUCGAGCUCUACGGCGACGUCGUGCUCCGCUACGUGAGCUUCCCGGCCGACCAAAACCCCGGAGAAGCCCCAGGCUUCCUGCCGGGGUUCGAGGACGCGGCCGCGGCCGCGGCCGCGGGCGAGCCCGGGCGGGGCCCGCUCGACUACGGGCUCCGGCGGCUCGACCACGCGGUGGGGAACGUGCCGGAGCUGGGGCCGGCUGUGGCGUACGUGGCGGGGUUCACGGGGUUCCACGAGUUCGCGGAGUUCGCGGCGGAGGACGUGGGCACGGCCGAGAGCGGGCUCAACUCGGUGGUGCUGGCGAACAACGAGGAGACGGUGCUGGUGCCCAUGAACGAGCCGGUCCACGGCACGAAGCGCCGGAGCCAGAUUCAGACCUACCUGGACCACAACGGCGGGCCCGGGGUGCAGCACCUGGCGCUGGCCAGCGACGACGUGCUCAGAACGCUGAGGGAGAUGCGGGCGCGGUCGGGGGCCGGGGGUUUCGAAUUCAUGCCGCCGCCGCCCCCAAAUUACUACGACGGGGUGCGGCGCAGGGCCGGGGACGUGCUGUCGGACGAGCAGAUUGCGGAGUGCAAGGAAUUGGGGGUGCUGGUGGACAGGGAUGACCAGGGGGUGCUGCUCCAGAUCUUCACCAAGCCCAUCGGGGACAGGCCAACAAUAUUCUUGGAGAUCAUUCAGAGGAUUGGGUGCAUGAUGAAGGAUGACGACGGGAGAGAGUAUCAAAAGGGUGGGUGUGGUGGAUUUGGAAAGGGGAACUUCUCUGAGCUUUUCAAGUCCAUCGAGGAGUAUGAGAAGUCACUUGAAUCUAAACAAUCUACAACAGUCCCAGCUUCCUAAUUCCAACAAAAAAUAAAAGAAAGAAGGCUAUUAUUAUUAUCCUGUAAAGAAAAUAACUUAUUUGAGAGAUGCUAUGUAAUGGGGUUCUUUGGAGAACAAUGGCCUCUAUGUUGUACUUUAAGGGUGCGUUUGGUUCGCACUAUCUUUUAAAGAUUCCUAGUAAUCCAAUGAGAAUAAAAAAAUAUGACGGUGUUUGGCAAAA